Molecule: messenger RNA, 2028 nt
Organism: Ipomoea triloba (trilobed morning glory)
Lineage: Eukaryota; Viridiplantae; Streptophyta; Magnoliopsida; Solanales; Convolvulaceae
Exons: 2
Coding region: 33-1628 (531 amino acids)
Molecular function (GO): protein binding
Source: RefSeq, a predicted model, not a curated record
AAAACCAAGAUUUCCGCCACCGUAUUCGGCUAAUGGAGCCGCCAUUUCCGCCUACCUCCGCCGCGACACACUCCCUCGUUGAUGCACCGCCUUUCCCUCCGCCGCCUGCUUUCGCCACCAAGCUCCGUCUUAUGUGCAGCUACGGUGGGCAUAUAGUUCCCCGCCCCCAAACCAAUACCCUCUUCUAUGCCGGCGGUGAAACUCGUAUAAUCGCCGUGGACCGCCUCACAACCGCCUUCUCACUUGCUUCCCUUACGGCCCAUCUUUCCCGCACUCUCUAUAACAAUCGCCCCUUCCUCCUCAAGUACCAGCUCCCCGACGAGGGCCUCGACUCGCUCAUCUCCGUUACUACCGAUGAGGACCUCCAGAACAUGCUCGAAGAGCACGAUCGCAUCGCCUCAUCUAUUUCGCCUAAUCCUUCCCGCAUCCGAUUGUUUCUCUUCCCCGUCAAGCCCGAAUCGCUCGGGUCCGGAUUCCUCGACCCGAAAGCGGAAUCGUGGUUCUCCGAUGCGUUGAGCAAUACUCGGAUUGAGAGGAGAGUUCAGUCCACUGAUUCGAACCUACCUCGUGCAUUGAUAGGCCUUGAUUUUGCUGGUGGCUUUGAUUCCGUUUCCGGCGAGUCCCUGGUCUUGGAGACAAGUUCUUCAUUUGGUUCUACGAGUUCCUUUAUUUCUAUGUCGAGUUUGCCGGCGUUUGGGGUUCACGGUGAGGAUGGGACUGCCAAUUUGCAGGAUAAGAAGGUUAGAGUGCCCUCUUCAGCUUCAAUUGAAAGCGAUAACAGUGUUGGAAGUGUUGCAUCUCAACCCAAACCUGCAAUCUGCCAAGACUCAUUUGCCCAAGUUUCUGGAAUGGCCCCAAGCUGCUGCACUGUUGAACCAGAAAGUCCUAUGGCUAACCCAUCAACUAUGAUUCAGCCGCAGAAAAUGGUUCAGGUUUCAGCUUAUGAAUUCCCGCAACAGUCUGAUGGGAAGCUGUACAAACCCGGAAUGCAAUAUGUCCAUGGAGGUCCUUACUACGUACCUCAAUAUCCUACAACCACAUCGCAAUUAUCAUCUUGUUAUCCACUGUACCACGUUCCUGUGCUACCGCAGCAGCAGCAGCAAAGCCCGUAUCAUGUAAAUCAACCAUACCCGAUUUAUUUGGUACCCGUGGUUCCAAAUCAAUCUCUAAAUAUGCCAAUGCAGUGUAGCGUAAAUGAUGCUACAGAUAUUGCUUCGAUUCUGCCCCCGUUGCAUCUGCAUGGAGCUGUGAUCCCUCCACCAGUGCUUCAUAAGGAGACCUUGGCAGCUAAACAUGUACCCGAGCCAGCAGCAAAUAUGCAGAGUAAUCUCCCCGUAUCAGCUGCUCCAGCUAGUGCACCUUCUACCAAGGGUCAGCAAUCGUUUGUUGGGCCUCUUGAGCCAAAGCCUGUUGGUGCAACAUCAAUUGAUACUGUUAAUUAUUGUAAUGAAUUUGACGAUGAUCUUUCAUACAGUCAGAUAUAUAAAACUCAGCCUCCUGCUCCAUCAUUUAUAUCUCAGUGCCAAACCAUUACAAAGGGGGCAACAGUACAGUUAUCUGAGUCCUCAAUGCAGCAAACCCCGAAUGAUGUAACAGCCCAGGUCUCAUCCCUUCUACAACAAUCUUGAAAUACUGUUUAUAGAAUUGCAAAAUUUUGGCAAGUUUUUCUUCUUUUUCAAGUUUGCAGUCUUCAUAUGUUGGUCUGUUGUUUUUUUAUUUUUUAUUUCCCCUACUUUCUAUAUUUGUUUAUUUAUUUGUUCUUUCUCUGCCCAUUCCCUGCCUACUUCCGGUGAGGAAAAGCUUAACAGUGUAAAAGGUCAUUCGUUUUAUAUAUCUUGGAAAUGUGGAACUUUCAAGUUACCAUGGAAAUUUUGUAACCUGUCUUGUGAAUUUUGUAUUGAGUAUGAAGUUCUUGUAAACUUCAAAGAAUGUUGGGGAUUUAUAGUCAUUAGUGUGGAUUUGCAUGCUCUUGUUAUUCUUACUGGAAGUGAUUAGUACAUGAAAGAAGCCAAGAAGGCAUUUUAAGUA